This is a messenger RNA of Cutaneotrichosporon oleaginosum, 648 nucleotides long. RefSeq lists its product as uncharacterized. NCBI's taxonomy places the organism in Eukaryota, Fungi, Basidiomycota, Tremellomycetes, Trichosporonales, Trichosporonaceae. The record is from RefSeq and is a predicted model, not a curated record.
AUGUCCCCCUCCGCCCCUCCAGUAGACGUUCCCGGCCUCCCGCCUCUCGAGUGGGGCUUCCGCCCCGGGCGCGCCUACGCCGACGCAGGCGUCCUCGUUCUCCUCGCCUACGCCUCGACCGACUGGGUCGUGGACCCCCUCGGUGCCCCGCCUGUCCUGUCCGCGUGCCCGCUCGGGUUCGCCGCCCCACAGACUUUCAGCCUCAGCGCGCGCGUGAGCGUCAGUGGAGCGCGCACGACAUUCGAUGCUCCCGCCCUCCUCGUUUGGCGCGACGAGAAGCACUGGGGCAAACUCUGCUUUGAGCGCGCCCCAACCGGUUCUGUCGGCCCCGUCAGUGUCGUCACAGACGGCGGCACGAGCGACGACGCCAACGCGUACACUCUUGAAGGCGAGGAAGGACACAUGUGGCUGCGCCUCAGCCGCGUUGGUGUAUGCACGUUUGCGUUCCACGCUUCGCGCGACGGGCGCUGGUGGGAUUUCGUGCGCAUCUUCCGCCUUUCCGGCGGCGACAGCGGCUCCGAUCAAGGCAGUGAAUCCAAGUGGCGGGUGGGGUUCCUUGCCCAGUCGCCAACUGGGCCAGGAUGUGCGGCGCGCUUUGAAGACAUCCGCCUCGGCGCUGCUCCCACCAACCUGCGCGAUGGGAGCUAG